GUCACGGUAUUCAGCAUCAGCAUCAAUCUCUUAAGUAUAUGGCUCAAGCACCACCCACACCUCCUCCCAUGAGCGCAACAGAACUUCGUGAUGAAGCUCGAGAUUCCAUCAUUGCUUCCUCGGCGGAAUCCUCGGAUCCCACCGUAUCAUCCAACAGUUCAGGCAGCGCGGCUGAAAUCCCCCCACAACUCCCCGCUGCCCAAGAUAUAUACCAACAAAUUUUCCCCCAGCUAUCUGAUCUGGCCGAGCAAAGGAACUUCAUUGGCAUUACUAAUAUCGCUGAACUUCACGACUUGAACGGUUCAAACGACAAAAGCUACUCUAGACUACUUUUGAUUGCCCCCUUGGUCCUAGCUUAUAUGGUGCUGGAUGACUUAACACCUGCUCAACAUGCCCUUGCACGCUUACCUGAAAAUGUGUCUUUGCAUCCACUGUCGCGUGCACUCGCGGCACUCUUGGCAUCCGCUUCGGAACGAAAGUAUGAAAAUACUUACUCGCGAGCCCAAGAGCUUUUCCAGAUGUCGCAGCAAAGCGACUUCCCUGAUCCAAGGCUGGGAAAAACUGUCGGUCUGCUAGUCAACGACUUCCUCGAUGCAUUCCGCAAGAACACGUUCACGCUUGUUUCGCGAGCGUUUGCAUGCCUCCACGUUACGGAAGCCCAGAAAUUACUUGGGCUGGGACGAAAGGAAGUGCUUGCAAUCGCGAACAACAACCACUGGCAGUUCGACAGCGCCAGUGGUAUAUUGCGACCUCCGAAUGCUUCUCUGCCCGCUCUCAUUGCUUCAAAACCUGUACUGCCGUCCUCAGUGAUGACUUUCGAUCUUGUUGUGAACGGUGUUACAACCUCAGAAGUAUAUUGAUGCUAGUAGACGUCUCUAUUGCAACAUCCACAAUGGAAUUACAAUCGUGCAAAACUUGACA
This is a messenger RNA of Suillus clintonianus, 921 nucleotides long. RefSeq lists its product as uncharacterized. Lineage: Eukaryota; Fungi; Basidiomycota; Agaricomycetes; Boletales; Suillaceae. The record is from RefSeq and is a predicted model, not a curated record. The transcript has 6 exons. The coding region runs from base 39 to 860 and encodes 273 amino acids.